AUGUCCGACACCCCGGCAGGCAUUGUCGAAUACGCCUACGACAACAUCACAGAGUGGUACCUGCAAUGGGUGACAAGCCAAAAGUCGCCGCGGGAAAGGUACACCAGGCAGCUCCUCGAGAAGCUGCAGCAGCCGUCGCCCUCGAUCCUGGAGCUGGGCUGCGGCCCCGGCGUCCCCAUCCUGAAGUUCCUCCUCGACCAGGGCGCGCAGGUGGUCGCCAAUGACAUCUCCACAAGGCAGAUCGAAAUGGCCAGGGCCCGCUGCCCGGGCGCCAAGCUGAUCGCCGGCGACAUGACGGCGCUCACUUUUGAGCCCGAGAGCUUCCACGGCGCCAUCAGCUUCUACACGCUCUUCCACCUCCCACGGUCAACGCUGAAGGAAAUGCUCGCCAAGAUCCACGGCUGGCUGAGGCCCGGGGGCGUGUUUGUCUUCAACCUCGCCACGGUCGACGAGGAGGAGAUCCACGGCGAGAUGCUGGGGUACGGCAUGUUCUGGAGCAGCUUUGAUGUGGAGGGGAACCGGGCGCUGCUGGGCGAGGUCGGGUUUGAGCUGCUGCAGGUGGAGGUCCUGCAGGCUGGCGACGGGAAGCUGGAGGAGGAUGAUCCGGAUUUUGACGCCGAGUUUAUGUGGGUGAUGGCGCGCAAGAAAGAUCCUUCUGCUGAGAUACAAGUUGCCUCGGCCGACAACGAGCCAACUGAGUCCGCAUGA
Diaporthe batatas is the source of this 708-nucleotide messenger RNA. RefSeq lists its product as uncharacterized. Lineage: Eukaryota; Fungi; Ascomycota; Sordariomycetes; Diaporthales; Diaporthaceae. Bases 1 to 708 code for a protein of 235 amino acids. The transcript has a single exon. The record is from RefSeq and is a predicted model, not a curated record.